AUGGAAUGUGUUCUGCUAUUUCUGAUCUUUUGGUAUCCAUUUUCCUACAAAUUCGUUCAACUAGGUCGCCUUGAUAACACUAAUAAGCUGCGAGAACAAAGAGCACUUUUGCUUGUAGAUCCAGAGGAAGAAUUCUUUCCAGAGGAAAUAGAAAAGCUCACUCGUGAUGUAUUGCAUAACGGCCUUUCAUUGCUGGUGUUUGCUGAUUGGUAUAACGUCAGUGUAAUGGAAGCGAUUCACUUUUUUGACUCAAAUUCACGGUAA
This is a messenger RNA of Protopolystoma xenopodis, 264 nucleotides long. The record is from the annotation of a GenBank genome assembly. NCBI's taxonomy places the organism in Eukaryota, Metazoa, Platyhelminthes, Monogenea, Polystomatidea, Polystomatidae.